Molecule: messenger RNA, 282 nt
Organism: Suncus etruscus (white-toothed pygmy shrew)
Lineage: Eukaryota; Metazoa; Chordata; Mammalia; Eulipotyphla; Soricidae
Product: protein S100-A12-like
Exons: 2
Coding region: 1-282 (93 amino acids)
Biological process (GO): endothelial cell migration; antimicrobial humoral immune response mediated by antimicrobial peptide; positive regulation of canonical NF-kappaB signal transduction
Cellular component (GO): cytoplasm; extracellular exosome
Molecular function (GO): calcium ion binding; RAGE receptor binding
Source: RefSeq, a predicted model, not a curated record
AUGACUAAGUUUGAAGACUACCUGGAAGGAAUUGUCAACAUCUACCACCAGUAUUCAGUCAGAGUGGGGCAUGCUGACACCCUCAGCAAGGGUGAGCUGGGCCAGCUGAUCACAAGGGAAAUGGCAAACAUCCUCAAGCAAUCCAAAGAUCAAAGUUCUAUUGACAAAAUAUUCCAAGAUCUGGAUGCAGAUAGAGAUGCACAGGUCAACUUUGAAGAAUUUGUAAACCUGGUGUUCACUGUUCUAUUAACAACCCAUGAUAACUUACACAAACCAUGUUAA